AUGGAUCAUUAUGAAGUGUCAAACAAUUUUAAAUUUAUUACAUCCUAUUUCGACGAAAAUAAGGAAUUAUUCAUAAAUGGAAAUACUAGUAAAUUAAACAAAAAAAACAAAGUGAUUAAUAACCAAAAUGAAGACAAUGGAUAUAGUCAGAAAAUAAACAAACUAGAAAAUUUUAAAUGGGAUAAUGAUGUCAAAAUAAAUAAAGAUGACAAUAAGACGUUUCUAAAAUCGUUUUAUGAAAAUUGUCCAAACACAAUAACUCCUAUUAGUAGUUAUCCUCCCAAUCAAAAAUUAUGUAAUAAUCAAAAAAAGAAAGAAAAAACAAAUUUAAUUAGUUGCUAUAAAUAUAACAAUUUAUUAAACAAAAAGAAUGAAUCCCAAAAUAGUAAUGAAACAAAUUUGAAUAAUCUAAGUUAUAGUAGAAAAGAUCCUGUUAAGAAUAACUAUAAUAAAAAUUUGUCAAAUGAAUCAUUGAAUGAAAAGUUUAUUCAAUUAUUUGAAAAUAAUAGACUUAUGCUAAGUAAUGAAUUGUGUAAUAUUUCAUCAAAUAUACCAUCAAAAAAUAAAAUAUAUGUAGAUGAAAAGGAUAAAGAAAAUAAAAUAAAAUUGAACCAAAUAAAAGACAUGGACAAAAAUGAUGAAAUAAAUAAAUUUUAUAAUUCAAAUAAUAUUUAUUCUAAUCAUGAUAUAAAUCUUAAUCAAGCAAAAAAUGUUUUUUCAAAAUGUUUUAUAAACGAUGGUUUCACAUGUAGUGACAACUUUAACAAUCAGAAGAUGUGUCUAAAUAAAAAUGGAAUAAAAAACACAAAAAUGUUAAAUAGCUAUUUUGAGCAAUCGGGUAAUCAAAAUUAUAAUAAAAAAAAUAGUCGAAAUGGAUUUGCUAAAGGGUUUAGAGAUUCGUUAGGUCGGAAAGACAGCACUUUAAUAGUCAAUUUGGAUACAUCUAAAAAGGUAACUCCUUGCAGUAGUAUAUGCAGCGUUAGUCAAUUGAAAAAAAUGGUGAAUACAAAUAACGAUAGUGAUGAUGCAUUUUUUUAUAAAAAUCGAAAAUGUUUAGCUGGAAACAUGGUAGAUGGCGAAGAAAAAAAGAAUGAAAAUGGUGAAAAAAAUAAUAAAUAUCAUAGUAAUAUAGAGCACAACAAAAUAAACGACGAUUAUGAGAUGGUGGAUAUAUAUGAUCCAUGUUUUAGUAAAUGGAAAAGUGUGAAAUACAGAGGUGAAAAAGGAAAACUAUAUAGAAAUGGUAACCACGAUAAAAUUUUCAACCUUUUAAACAGUUUAAAAGAAACAUCAAUUUUUUAUCAUAAAAAUAAAAACCGAUAUAGAUAUGAUUCAUCGUAUGGUAAAGGAAAUAUUUAUUUUGAUAAUUAUGACAUUUCUAAUGUUUGUAACAAAAGUGAUGAUAAUAAAUUGAGCAAACCAUUGCAAGAAUCCAAAACAUGUUUAUUUUUUGAAACAAAAGAAACAGAAGACAAAAUGAAGAAUACAUUAGUCAUGACUAUUUUAAGCAAUGAUAGUGUAUGUUUUUCAUCCAUUAAAAAAUGUAGCAGCUUAAAUCAAGAUGAUUUAAUAAAAAAAAAAAAUAAGAAUUUUGAUUUAUGUGGGCAUUCUAAAAGUAUGGUUAUUAUAAGUAUGAAUAAAUAUGAUAUAUGUGAAAAUAAAAAAAUAUCUACUAAUAAUAUUUUGUGGAAAAAUAAAGAUUUCCAAAAUAAACAAUUUGAACUAGAAAAUGUUAAUAAUGAAAAGAUGAAAAAUGAAACUGAUGGACAUAAUAAAAAUACGAAAAGGGAUACCUCCCAAAAAAAAGGACGUUCAAAUGAUAAAGGAAAGAAUGAUUCUUGUGGGGGUAGUAAAAAUAAUGGCACAGGAAAAGAUGGCAAUAAUAAUAAUAUGGAUGCAGGAGAUAAAAAUGGAGAUGGAAAUGGCAAUGAUAAUAACGAAAACAACGGGAAAAAUAACGGGAAUGAAAAUUAUAGCAGUGCAAAAAGUAGUAGUAACUGCUCUAGUAGCAGUAAUGGCAGUAGUAGUAUUGCUACCGAGAAGGAAGGUAAAACAAAUCUUGAUAUUUAUUAUGAGCCUGGAGCCAAAAUAUAUAACUCAAUAAAAGGAUUCAUUGAAAAUAAUUGUUUUGAAAAUAUGAGAAGAUGUUUAAAUGUAAAAAGGUGUGAAAUAAUAUUCGAUGUGACUAAAAAAACAACAUCAUGUUUAAGUUUUUUAUCUAAAAAAGAAUGUGAAAACCGGAAAUAUAAAUUAAACUUUAAACAUAAUAUAAAAAAGAAAAAUAUUCGAAAAAAUAAAAAUGAUAAAAUUAUGAAUACAAAAAAGGAAAGGGGUCAAUGGUUAGGUUUAAGAAAAAAUAGUGAAAAUAUAUCACAAAAAAAAUUAAAUAAAAAUAAGUCUUCUUCUUAUGUUGAAUUUUAUACAAAAAAAUAUAAUUCAAUAAGUUAUGUAGAUAUAAACAAAAAUGGAGUUAACACAUGUUUGUUUAGGGAAAAAGUUCAAAAUAACGACGGACCAUUUCGAUCGUUUGAAAAAAUAGACAAAGUAAAAGAAUAUAGCAAUACUACAUUUAGAGAAAUAAAAAAAGAGAAUAAAAUGGGAUUGGAAAGUGGUACUACAACAACUGAUUUAAGAGGGACAUCUUUUAGGAAUUACAAAUUUUGUGAACAUGAUGAUAAAACGAGGAAAGAGACUAGUCGUAAUAACAAUAAUUUGUAUAAUGGUAACAGUAUAAUUUUGCUGAAUAAUAAUGGUAUUGAAAAAAAUGGGAAAAAUAUUAAAACAAGCAAUUAUUAUUAUAAAAAUAAUAUCCCUUAUGAGGAUAAAGUAAAGAGCUAUGAAAGUUUAGUAACAGGAAAUGAUUCAGUGACAAGUAACAAAGAUAUGUCUAAAAAAUGUCAUCUUUUAUCGUAUAAUAAUUUAACCAAUAAUUGUGUGAAAGAAAGGGGGAUAAAAAUGGAGGGUAUUCGAAAAAAAAAUAAUAAAAAUAAUGAUGACAAUAUUGAUACGCAUUAUAAUAAAUGUGUGGGGAAAAGCGAAAUUCUUGAAGUAAAGAAAACAAUAAAAGAGAAAAAAAAAGAAAAAAGAAAAGAAUUGAAAAAGGAUAGCACAAAAAAGAAAAAAAAGCAAAUGGAAAAAGUAGGACGAAAAAAUAACCAGAAAAAUAAGCGGGUAAAUAAUCAGACAAAUAAACGAACAAGUAAGAUAAAUAGAAAUGAAGGUAACUCGGAAUAUUUAGCUAAACCUAGUUGUCCCAUAAAUGAAAAUGGUGUCGUUUUAAAUAAUCGAUAUUAUAUAAUAGGUUUAAUAUAUUAUGGGGAUAAUUCACAGGUAUAUAAGUGUAUAAAUAUAAAAAAUAAAAAGACAUAUGCUAUGAAAGUUGUAUUAAAAGAAAGAGAGAACCAUAAUAAUGGUGAACAAAACGGGCUGAGUAUUGACAAGUUUAUGAAAAAAUAUAUGUUUUUAAAAAAAAAUCCACAUAAAAAUAUUAUACCGAUAUAUGAUAUAUUUAGUGAUAACAAUUAUAAUUUUAUUAUUAUGGAAUUUUGUAAAGGAUCGACAUUACUUGACUAUUUCAUGUCGUUAGUACCUGGUUCUUUACAUAUAUAUGAGAUUAAAAAAAUAAUGAAAAAUAUUUUUUUAGCAUUAGACUUUUUACAUUCUAGAGGUUUAAUACAUAGAGAUAUUAAACUUGAGAAUAUUAUGUUUACAAAAAAAAAUAUGAGGAAUUUUAAUUAUAGACAAUGUGAUAAUUUUGAUUUAGAUAAUUACACGGAUCCUUUUUUUUUAUUUGAGGAGAAGGGAAACACAUGUAAUCGUAGAACAGUUCGAAAUUCAAUAUUAAAAAAAUGUGAAUCAAGAAUUAGCCAUAAUAAUAAUAAACAGGAUAAUGAUUUAUUUUUACGAGCGAAAGAAAAUGAUCCUAUUCAUAAGGCAGAUGCAGACAAUUGUUGGAGUUCAAAUGGAGAUGUUGAAUAUGAAAUAGAUUUUGACACAUCUAGCAGUGACAAUAUUGAAUGGAGUAAUGAUUGGUGUGAUGAUCAUUAUCAAGAUGAAUCUGAAUCGUCAUACAAUUUCGAAAAUAGUAGUAGCAAUAUGUCAGAAGGUAGAGAAAUGCCACAAUGUUUUGAUACAUAUAAUAAUUUACUCGAUAACUUAGGCUCAUAUAGUUGUGGUGGGUCAAGCAAUAUCGAAAAUAAUAGCUUAAACAAUAUGAAUAAAAGUUUAGGAAAUAUGUUGAACCGUUCAACUAUACAAAUGAUAAAUAAAAAUAGUUUUCAAAAAAAAAAUAUAGCAAUAAAGAAAAAUAGUUCUUUAACAGUUAUUAAAUCGAAAAAAGUAGAGGAGCAAUAUUUAACAAAUUCUGAAAAGGCAAAAUAUGAAGACGCAGCAAAUAGAAAUGACUAUAAAAAAAAUAGUGACAAAAAGAACAGCUUUAAAAAGAGAAGGAAAUAUCUUCCAUACAAUUUAUAUGACAAUUUAUGUUUAAUUGAUAUGGAUAUGAUGGAAGAUAUUUCUAAUAAUAAUUCGAAUAAAAAUAAAAGACAAAAUAUAAUUUGCGGAACAGCACCAUAUAUGCCACCAGAAUCAUUUGAUGGAAUUUUAUCAGCAAGUAAUGAUAUAUGGGCAUGUGGUGUUAUUUUAUAUGCAUUGAUGGACGGACGAUUUCCAUAUGAAAUAUAUAAUACAAUGCCUAAUUAUUUAAAAAAAAAGGUUUUAACAUAUACAAAACCUAAUUUUGAUCCUUUUAUUUGGCAAGAAAGUCCAGAUUUACUUGAUUUAUGUUUGAGACUUUUAGAUCCUAAUCCAUUAACGCGAAUUCAAAAUGCCAGAGAAGCUUUAAUUCAUUGUUGUUUUUCUGAUAUAGUAUAA
Molecule: messenger RNA, 4872 nt
Organism: Plasmodium vinckei vinckei
Lineage: Eukaryota; Apicomplexa; Aconoidasida; Haemosporida; Plasmodiidae
Product: serine/threonine protein kinase, putative
Exons: 1
Coding region: 1-4872 (1623 amino acids)
Biological process (GO): protein phosphorylation; mitotic DNA damage checkpoint signaling
Cellular component (GO): nucleus
Molecular function (GO): ATP binding; protein serine/threonine kinase activity
Source: RefSeq, a predicted model, not a curated record